Drosophila willistoni is the source of this 6878-nucleotide messenger RNA. RefSeq lists its product as uncharacterized. Lineage: Eukaryota; Metazoa; Arthropoda; Insecta; Diptera; Drosophilidae. Gene Ontology annotation, molecular function: phosphotyrosine residue binding. The transcript has 11 exons. The record is from RefSeq and is a predicted model, not a curated record. The coding region runs from base 356 to 5791 and encodes 1811 amino acids.
GUGUGUGUGUGUGCGUGUGGUUGUGCGUGAGCCUGUGCAGCCAUCAUGCUGCAACGACAACAACAACGACAACAAGAACAACGACUAACAAAACCAAUACCAACAACCAAACACUGCCGCCUGGAAACAAUAAACAAACAACAACAACAACAAUUGAAAGGACCCUAGUUUUUUCAUCUUCCCCCCGCCCCGCCCCACCCCACCCCACCCCUGAGUCCUAUCCCAAGCCCUGCCUAAUCUUGUAGUUAGCUGAAAUUGCUUAGGAAAUAAUCUUACCCUCUUCCCCAAUCAACUCAUCCAUCAACCUCCGCGCCACCCCACAAAACAUAACAAAAAACAAAAACCAACGUAAACCAUGGAGCGCAUGUGGCGCAAAGUGAACCACAGUCUGCGUAAUAGCAAAUCACAGAAUCAUCAUCAACAUCAUCAUCACCAUCAUCAGCAGCAGCAUCCAUCAUCAUCAUCGAGUUCGCAACAAGCUAAUGCCCCCUGCAAUGCAAGUGCUGCUGGCGUUGGAGUUGGCGCUGGAACUGGCGUUGCUGUUGCCACACCAUUAUCCACCGAUACGAUUAGCUCAGCGGGCGGUUUCGGUGAUGCUCAGCUCGUGGUAGCUGUCCAAGGAUUGCAGCCGAGUGGCGCUGGAUCAGUUGCUGCUGCUGCUGCUGCUGCCGGUGGCAGCAAUGCAACUGGCCGACGAUUGGCUACCAGUGGCGGUGGGCAGCAAUUACAGUUACCUCCGGGCACAAGUUGCCACAAGUCGCUGAGUCAACAUGUCCUACAGACGCGCACCGCCUCAUCGGAACGUCGACGGCGGCGUCGCCGAAAGAGUCGACCACGUCGAGGCGGUGGCAUGAGUGUCACCAGCUGUGUAGGAGACGGCGGUGGUGAUAAUAUGUCUUCCUCUGGCGGUUUCUACACCCUUAAGGAGCACCAUCAACACUAUCGCCAUGGCACUUCUGGCAGUGGUAUUGGUGGUGCGGGUGGUGGUGGUGGUGCUAGUGGUUCGUUCUCAUCGCGUCGCCUCUUUGCCACCUCGGCGCCUAGCGGCACUGUCAUGAUGUAUCCAAAUGCCCAGCGUGCUCCAACUUUAGCAGCUGGUUCGGCUUCUGGACAAGUCACAUCAUCAACCACAUCGAAUUCUGGAGCAGCUGCAGCUUCUGGUGGUGGUGGUGCUGCUGCUCCACCGGACAUCUCAUUGCGUCAACGAGCCGUGGCCAAGCUGCGCAUGUUCAACUUCCAUCUCAACUGGGAUCUGCAUAUGACGCACUGCAAACCCUGCGGGCCUCGUCUAAGCGGAAGUGGCAACAUCAUCACUCGUCGCCUUUGUCGCAAUCGUCGACGUGAGGACAAUGAGCUCUAUCGUUCCAAUAGCUUCAAGUUUGAACGUUUCGAGCGCAAGGAGUGCCUCGAAGAGCUCUCCAAUACAUUGCAGAAACAGAUUGCCAUCUGUGAUGAUUACAGCCUGCCCGUAGAUUUUGUGAAGAAACGACCGUCCAGUUUUGAUCCUUGCCUGGCCGAGGCAAUACCAACAAAUCCCGAGCAUUGGAUAGCGCCAAGUCCACAAACUGAAUUUCUGCCAUUUACAGAAGCCCAACAAGCGUCACAGCAACCAGCGACAGCAACAACAGCGGCAGCAACAACAGCAACAACAGCAGCAGCAGCAGCUGUUGCGCCACCGCCAUUGCCCGCCCCUUUGGCCACAUUGCUCAGUCAGCAACAACAACAACAACAGCAACAGCACAACAUUAACAUUAACAACAAUAACAAUAAUACACAAAAUAAUCAAGCGCACAACAACAACACAUUGCCGGCGGGACAACAACAGCAGCAGCAGCAGCAGCAACAUCAGCAACAACGUUCCACCUUGCAGCAUCCACCGUUGCCCAAUAGCAACAUUAAACAGGCCUCAGUGAAACUGAUCGAAGGUUACUCUGAUCCCAAGGAUACACGUUCACAAAACGUUCACGGUCAGCAGCAGCAGCAGCAACAUAAAAAGGUCUUUCACAAGAAGGCCAAACGACGUGUGGGAACGGGACAAAAACAACGUCACCAGCAACAUCAACAACAACAACAACAACAACUGCAGACUUUGCCUACACCACGAACAGCGCAACAACAACAACAACAACAGCAGCAACAACAACAACAACGUCAUUCCACUUACAAUAAUAAUAACGGUAAUCAUCGAAAGGAUAAACGAAAUUACAAUUCAGACUCUUCAGCACCAAAAUCCUCAGACGAUGACGGGGACAUAGACGAGGAGGAAAUUGAAACGAUUGAGUCAAAGACAAUUCAGGCAUCAACACAACCUCAAACCUUACUCAAUUCACCGGAUAGCAUUUCUGAUGACUUGGUACGUCCUUUGCCACCCCAAUUGCAACGUAGUCCACGUAAACUAACCGUUGCCCAGACCGAGCACAGUAAGCGUCAACCAUCGCCGUAUUAUUACUCUGACUUGCUAAAGAGUCGUGAUAAGGAUAAGGACAAAGAGCGUGAGGAGACGAAGCAAAAGUGCCGCCAAAGUACGGCAAGUGAGCCACCGCAACAGACGCAUAAUCAAUUGAUACUCGGUUCGCUUGGUGGCUCUGCCAGUGGUUAUCGUAAGAGCUCUAGCUUGGAUGCUCCCCAUGAACCGCUAGCCGAUGCUGCGGAUGACAUUGAUGAACCUGACCCGGAAGUAGCCAACAACGAACCACAAUUGGACGAGAGUCAACUUGGACUCGAGGAGGAGUUGCUAGGGGAUCAGUCGACACCGAAACGUUAUAGCUUCACCGAGGAGGGUGUCCAUAUCAUAAGGUGUGAGACACCUAGCACAAGCACCUCCGAGGAAUCGGAUUGCAGCGAGUGUCUGAAGCGACGUGAAUGGCAUGCUCGUGCGUUGGCCUUAGUGCGCAAAACGUGCAACGUUCAGCCGCGUAACCAGCAGACGCCACAGAUCUGUGCCACGGGAAGCGGCAGCGGAGAAUUGCAAUUGCAGUUACAGCACUGCGACGCCGGUGAGGGUGAGCUACUUAAGUGUUGCCCACCACAGGCGUUACAGGCACAGGCACAGGCGCCGCCACCACCGGCGGAGGCUUCACCGCCGAUGCCACCGCACCGCCUGCUGGGACCAGCAGCCGUGUGUGGUGCCUGUAUUGCCGCCCCAUCGGCUGCUGCUGCUGGCAUUGGCAUUGGUGUCGAUCUCGACGAGAUUGAGGAGUAUUUUCGUCCACGCAGCAUUUUCUAUGUCCAUCCGCAUGGGGUCCAUGAGUGUGCCGAGUGUGCUCCACCGGCGGCUCCACCCAGUACAGUUGACAAAUUGACAAACCAGAAGCAAUCACAGUCGAUUAAUACGCUCGAUUUAUACGGCGACGACGAAGAGGAGGAGGACGACGACGACGACGUUGACGACGACGACGAAGAUCAGGAUUCGGACACCAUGGCUAGCCGUCGACGACAGAUCUAUGAGACGGCUUUCGAUUGUAAGAUAGCCAAAUCGGAUGAUGAUCUGGAUGAGGUGGAUCGCAUAACCAAUCACUCGGUUCUGCUGCAACUUAACAAUGGGAAUACGGAUGUUAAGUCACAAAGUCGAAAGUCCCGCCUGGAGUGUAAGCGGGCAAAGAAUUCCAAAAAUCAGGCAUUGCAAGAGCAAUCCUCGGUUAGCAGUGAUGCCCUGCAGGUGCAAGUGCAUCAGGCGCAAACGGAAAUGGCCAAAAUGCAAUUAAGCCAAAUGGAUUUUGAUCAUCGGGAUCAGCAAAAUCAGAAUCAGAAUAUCACAAACCCAGCAGCAACAUCUAACACAUCAUCAGCAGCAGCAACUGCAGCGACCUCACAAUUGCCCAUACGAGGGUAUACCCCAUCGCCACCAUCCACGGCGCCGCUGCCAAUGAAGUUUCCGGGUAAACAUGAACGCUACUUGAACAGCAUCAAGAGUGCCCCGAACUUGCCAUUGGCCAAUCCGGCGCAUCCCCGUCUAAGAGAUCUCCGAUUGCCACAGCAAUUGUGCAAUUCGAGCAAUGAUAAUAGCCUCACCGAUAGCGCCUACGUGAAUCCGCCCUCAACCAAUUCGAAUUCAAACAAUUCGGCCGGUGCCUCGGCAUCAGCAUCGGUUACUGCAUCCGCUUCCGUCUCUGCCUCAGCUUCCGCGCCGAAUGCAGCAAGGAGGCCGCGAUCCUUUGUCCUAGAAUCGGGACGAGUAUUGGAACUGCGACGCAGUGGAGGCCAACCGACCGGUCAGAAUUCUCAUCACCAUCACCAUCAUCAUCACCACCAUCAUAACCAUCAUGGGGCAAGAAGGACGCGGCAUGGCCAUGCCAGCCAUGCUGCCGGUGGCAAUGGGCAACAUCAAGCUGGUGGUGGACACAACUAUAGCUCCACGGAAAGCAUUGCCACCUCAAGCAGCGGCGGCAGCAUGGAAUCAUUGCGCUCCAGCACAAGUGAGGGCAAUCGCAGCACUUCCAGUUCCGAGUCAAGGCACUCCAGUUCAUUGAGUUCGCACAGCUCGGAGAGUGGCAGCUGCAGUUCAAGUGUGGCCUAUCCAUUGAGACCACCGCCCUUGCUAUUGCAUUCCAAAUUGCAUAUACUCAGUCCCAUAUCGGAUAAAUCCUCGCAAGAGCCAGCCUCAGAGCAGUCUCAGCAGCAACAGCAGCAGCAGCAGGGACAGACCCAAGAGGAGGGAGCAACUGCAGCCGCUCAGCCUCAAUUGUUAACUGUGGCUAGUGCCACGGGUAAGCAGCAACGGCGAAGUGGAGGCAGUAGCGGAGGUGCCCCCAAUAAGGCCCUACUCCAUCUGGCUGAUGAAUUCCUCGGCUCCGAUAGCGGCAUCUCAUUGCAUUCACGUGAAGAUGGCAAACCUUUGCCAGCAAUGGCCCUCCAGCGCUUAACCCUACCGAAACUCCAGCUAAUUGGUGCCUCAGACGCCUCGAAUUCCAGUGGAACUGUUGGUGGUGGAGGCAAUGCUGGCAAUUCUGGUGUUGCUGGAGCAGCAACAGGAGGAGGAGGAGGAGGAGGCGGUGGGACCAGUGCGAGCUCUAAUGCCAAUGCUGCCUUGCCGCAAGAGCUACGUGAUCUUCCAUUCGAUAUGCCCAAGUUGCGGCGUCGCAAAACCCUGCAACAGGAGGCCGCCUGCACUUCGGGUAGUGCCACUUCAGUGGAUCUUGGCGAGCUGCCCUUCGACAUGCCAAAACUGAGGCGACGCCUCCGGGCCAAUCAGGCCGAGAUCAAUAAUCUAAUGAUGCAUAGCACCGAAUCCAGUGGAAUUUCCCAGGCCUCGUCCAGUCAUUCCAUGCGAUGUGAUGAUCCAAAAAUGGCCAAUAAGCUGGACACAGCACUUUUCCGUCAGAACUUGACAUUAAAUCUGAAUGAGCCACGUCAGGCGGCCAAACAAUUUGGCAGUCUUGAUCUGAGGGGACUCAAUAGCAACAAGGAACUAAACAUAAAUCUCUGUCAGGGUUAUGUCACAGCGGUGGAUCUAAUUGAAGUGACCAUACCACUAGAGCGUCAAGGCUGGUACCAUGGGGCCAUAACUCGCAUCGAGGCAGAAACUACGCUGCGUCCUUUGGCCGAAGGUUCAUUUCUUGUCCGCAAUUGCGAGUCAACCAAACAGGACUAUUCGUUAUCGCUAAAGGGAGCCAAGGGAUUUAUGCAUAUGCGAAUACAGCGCAACGAAGCCGGCCAAUAUAUACUGGGUCAAUUCAGUCGUCCUUUUGAAACGGUACCCGAUAUGAUAAGGCAUUUCUGUCUCAAUCGAUUGCCGGUUCGUGGGGCCGAACAUAUGUGUCUCAUUGAGCCCGUAAUAGCACAGUUGCUUUAGGCCUUCACACAGAGCACAGAACUGGCGAAACGAACUCACACACACACACACAGAAUAACAUAUUAAUUAGCCAUAUAGAGAGAACAAAAAAAAAACCAAAAACAAAGGGUAUAAAACAUAUGUAACUAUGCACUAGUUAUAUGCUGUAGUUUUUACUAUAUAAGAUUGUUUGUAUUGUUUGUUUUUUUUUUUUUGUCGUGCAUUUUUUAUGUCGGUUUACUCAAAUCACUCACUAACUCAUCGACACAUACACACACACAGACUAAGACACGAACUAGAUUAGCGUUUAAAGUACUUAGCACAUUCAGACAAUACCAAAAAAAAAAAAAAAAACUAAACAAAUACAUAUAUAUAUAUGUAUAUAGCACUUGACAGUUGCUAGUUAUAAAAUAUUCUGGGGAACUUUGAAAAUCGCAAAGCUUCAUUUUCUUCUUUAGUUGCUUAAACCUUGUCUAAGAUAAUGCUGAUCUAUCUGAAUCAAAAUUAGAGUUCCAAUAUUUUACAAAUAUUUGUAUUUUGCAUAAGAAAUUGGCAGAUGUUAAGAUUAAAGCUGUUAAAUUGGACAACUUAGACAAGGUUUACAUCUCGUCCCAAUGGUUAAUUUGUGUGUUUAAACGUUUUUAGACAUGUUUACACUGACAGCAUCAACUCAUCUUUGGUAUAGCAAUUUUAUGGUAGAGUAUACAGAUAUAUAUAUAUAUAUAUAUAUAUAUUUAUCAGUAUCAAGCGUAUACUUUCUAAGUCACACACACACCUACAAACACACACACCCACUCACACACACACAACCAGAUAGACAGAAGAUAGCCAAAGGGGGUUACACAUUAUGGCCCAUUCACAUGCCGUCUAAAAAACCAAACCAAACCAACCAGUGGAAAUGGUCACGUUCUUCCAGUUUUACUUUCCUCUGACGUAAAGCCCCGUUAACUUACAGGACGGCAUUUACACACAUACAAACAAACAGGCAUACACUGAAACAAAACAAAAAAGAAAGAAAAAAAAAACAAAAAUAUUUAACUCGAAACUCUAAGAAAUUUGUUGAUUAAUUUUAUGUUAAAAAUCUUUACAAAAUACAAGAUAUAUGUAC